UGUUAACAACACAAAGGAUAUAAUAACCGAAGGGAAAAACAUGGAUUUUGAAGAUGCAAAAGAAAACAUUCAACCAUUGGCCCAGGGCCGCAAUGCCAGUAUAUUACAAGCUUCCAUUAAGGUGGAAUCCGCUCAGGAGUUGCAGGCUCAAAGAAAAGAGUUGGAAAAAAAGAUUCAUAAUUAUUCUGGUGACGAUCCACUGAGUGUUUGGUAUAACUACAUAGACUGGAUUGAACAAAGUUUUCCUUCGGGCGGUAAAGAGUCGGGACUUCAAGAGGUGCUAGCAAAAUGUUUAACAAAAUUCGAAAAUGACGAUAGAUACAAGCAAGAUUGUCGCAUGAUCAAAUUGUACAUAAAAUAUAUCGAUAAUAAUAAUCCGGCGGAAUGUUAUCAGCAAUUAUUCAAUGCUGGCAUUGGGACUAUGGUCGCUGAUUUUUAUAUUGCUUGGGCCUAUUGCUAUGAUAUGGUAAACAACACACGCAGAGCUGAUGAGAUAUUUCGUCGCGGAAUUGCAUGUCGCGCCCAGCCGUUGGAGGAGCUCCAGGAAGCCCAUCAGCAUUUUGGAUUUACUGUUGCACAGCGUGUAAUGUAUAAGGAUAAUGAUGAUGUACAGGAGGAAACAAAACGUCAAAUGCAUGAACGACGUCUGGCACUAUCGUCGCUGCGUGGACAUCGGCGCAAGCAAAUUGUGGGAAGUGUACGAACUGGAGCUGCCGUCAAAAGUAAUUGUCCGGGAACAGUUAAGCCCGAUUUUUCACAGCCUACGCAGCAGCGCAAUAAUGUCCUCGUAAAUGUUUUCAAAGACGAAAAUGAAAAUCCCAACGUUAUUCCCAACGAACAACCAACAACUUCUGCUUCAACAGAUGCCACCACAGAGGGCGAAGCCAAGUCUGUUGUGCGUUCGAUUAUCGAUGCUCAAAGAGAUCAAGAAAAUCGAAAAGAACCUGGACCCUGGAAUAAGGCGCACUCCAAGGGAAAACUUUUUGGCAAAAAAGCUACAACAAAUGAAUUAGGUUUUGAAAUACACAACGAUGAUGCUGAUGAUAAAGGAGACAUGGACAUGGAUGUGGAGGACGAUUUGGCUUUGCCCAUAUUGAUGAGACCAGAGGAAAGUAAAUUCGAUAAACCCAUAAGAUUGCCAACCAAUUUCUUUGCACGCAAUUCACCUCAAGCUGAUUGGCUUGUGCCAGUGACCACCGAGGAACGACCGGAUAGGAAUAGCUUAGCAGAAUAUAACAAAUGUAAACUAUAUCCACGCCCCAAUGUAGAAUUUCAGCCUGAGGAGUGGAAGGCUUAUUGUUUUUUGAAAAAACAUGGCCUAGAAAAUGGGUUCACCAAAAAACGCGACAUAUACUGGGGUCGUGGUCCCCGUUUUAAUAUUCGACAAUAUCCACAUUUUGCUAAACAGUCAAAUCCCCAGCAACAUGAAGCGGUAGAUGAUACUUUUGUGCCACCACCACCUAAUCCUGGCCUUGUGGUGUCAUAUAAUGAAAUCUAUAACUUGGAGGAAAAAAUCGAGCGCCAAUUUGAGGAAAUUCUUGCACUACGAGUUAAGCGCAACGAGACUAUUAUGAAACCUGCUGAUAUGGAAGAGACAAUUUGUGCCACCAGUGAGAAAAUACAAAGGCGUAAAAGCUUCUUUCCUUUGCGCAAAUCUCUGGCUCCAUGUGCUAAUCGAGGAUCAGCGAGAAAAUGCUCUAUAUUACCAAGUCUUUCGGACGAAGUAAGCACUGAAGGCAAAGAAGACGCAGGAAAAUCAGAGCGCUUAUCGGUUUUGCCUAUCUUUGAAAAUCGCGAUGAGAUUGUGCUUCCUAAGGUUUUGUCAAAUUUGCAGCGCCAACAAGAGGUAAAAGAGAUUGCAAGCAAGGGAGCAAUACCCAAGAAUAUAGCAACACAGGGUGCUGUUAGGGAAGCCGUAGACGCAACUCGCAUCAGUGACGCAACUCGCGCUGAAACUGACACAUGCAAAAGUCUAUUGGAAAAAACAAAAGACCGCUUUGAAUAUGAACCCAAGUCUGGUGCAACAACUUCCAGUGACGUCGUUGUCAAACCUGCAGUAGAAUUCGUGGACAAAAAAAGUACGGAAAUUCAACAUCCUUCCACCCAGGCCUUUGAAAUGCCAGUCUUCCAAUUCAAAACGCCCAGCCUGCCCACAGCUCAGCCAACUAAAACAAAUAAACUUCCAUUUGAAAUUUUCGAGGAUAAUACCAACAAUGCUUUAAAACCGGAUUUGGGUUGCGGCAAUGGAGGAUAUUUUGACGCCGACGAAUCGUGCUCAACCCAGAAAUUCAAUAUUUUCCUUAAGGCUCAAAGUGUUAGUACUCCAAAGACUAAACCCGAACCGCAGAAAAUGUUCGCCAAUGUUUUAAAGGAAAAGUUGCCUGAGGCAAUUGUCGAACAAAGUGGGAUGGAGCCAGUUUUUCAGUCUUCAGAUGGUGCAAAUGUUGCUGCUGAGAUAGGAGAUGAAAAUUCUCCGGUUGCUGUUACCGGAUUCUCACCUCCACGUAAACAAUUGUCCACCAUUCUGGAAACUUCGGAACAUGGUACUACCCAAAGUACUCACACAACCGGAGCAACCACAAAAUCCACAAUUAGCUCGCCAGAAUUCGAGCAAGAAUCUCAUGCACAACAUCAACCCACUCUUGAUACAGUUAAGGAACGUACGGUAGAGGACGAUAACACAAAUUCAAGGAACAGCAUUAAGAUUGUGUCCCAGCACGAGGAUAGUCAACAGAAAGCUGCUGCUGCCGAUUUUGAUGCAAUGGUAACAAAAGUUCCAGCUGCAGCUAGUGGUCGCCUAAACUUCUCCAUAUUUGAGGACACUUUGGAUAAGCAAAAUGUUGAACACAUAUCUCGUACCGAAGACAAAGCGGCAAGUAGAGCUCCAUUGUUAGCUCCACCUGCUGCAUCACGUCAUGAGGCCGGGACUGCUGGACGUUUAGACUUUUCCAUAUUUGAUGAUAGCAUGCAAGAAAAAGGGAAGCAACAAGUCGGUAAUUUCUCCCGCCUGGAAGAGAAGGAGGAUACUGCUGCCGGCUAUGCCAUUAAACCAGUACGGUUCCAGGAGGAUAAGACCGAAACGAUAACAAAAAUGAUGUUGGCCCCUUCUCAGCCCGCUAAGUUUCAAGAGGAUAAAACAGAGACCAUUUCAAAGAUGCUACUUGCUCCGCCUCAGCCCAUUAAAUUUCAAGAAGAUAAGACGGAAACCAUUACAAAAAUGUUGUUAGCUCCUCCACCUCCAAUUCGAUUUGAGGAAGACAAAACGGAAACCAUAACGAAAUUAAUGCUCGCACCGCCCCCCACCUCAAGAUGCGAUGACGAAGUGUUACCAAAAUUGCAGGACACUGUUAUGGAAUCCCCAAAUCGGGAUCAUAUUUUCGAAUUUUUCAGUCAGUCACCACCCAAGGCAAAAACUAUGCACACCAAACAGCCAGAUAAAGCCGGUCAAAUGCGUAUGGCUUCAGAAGCUAAAACACCCAUAGCUCUAAACCCUAAACGCUUGUGCGAUAUGGAAACUCCCGAUGUAAUGAAGCCAAAAUCCAGAUCAACAGCCUUAUUUCCAGAGCCCCCAAAAUCAAAAAGUGUUUUGAGAGAAUCAUUCAUGCCGGAUUUCUCUGUUGUUGAGGACUCUCAGCCGACGCCAAAGUCCCAUAUAUCGAAAAAUUCAAAACCCAAAUCGGUGUUGAGAGAUUCCUUUAUGCCAGACUUUUCGUUGAUUGAGGACUCUCAGCCGCAGAGGACCGUAGAAAAGCAAAUCAAUAAGAAAUCUAAUUUUUCUUACGUUACCGAAACUCAAACAGCUGGCAAUGAAUCAAUGAUACCAGAUUCACAACCCCACCAUAGCACCUCUAGCAGCAAUCGUAAUCAACAAGUUUCCAUGAAAUCUGCAAUGCAGUUGCUACCAAACAGUUUUUCCAGCAUACAAAUAUGCAAUGAUUCGGUAAUACCCGAUUCACAGCCUGUUCAGAGUUCCUCCUCCUCAAUUAAUCGCAUGAAGAAGCAAUCCACAUAUUCCAACAAUUCCGGCGAAGGACAACCGGCCAGCAUGAAGAAUAUUUUGACAGAUUCAUUUAUGAAGGAUUUUUCGGAAAUAAACGAACCGCCCCCGGUGCCCAAGGAUGUUAAGGAGAUGACAAUGAUACAGCCUUGUAAAAAUAAUUCUACCUUGAAAUUUUUGGCAGAACGCAAUGAAAGCGCGAGUAAAGCUCCGGUCAACAAUAGCAUGAAAUCAACCGCUUCUGCGGCGGCAUCAACUUGGGGCAAAAUGAGUCUUUUGGCUCCCAUGCCUGCUAAAACGUCCAUGGUGAAGAGAAAAUCGAGCGAAGAGAAAUAUUUUGAACUCAAUGCAGAGACCGAAAUGUUUGGCACUAAUAUCAGCAUGAUUAAAAACUCUACUUGGCUGCCUAACCAUGAUCCGAUGUUGAAAAAUAUAUCACACAUUCAAGAACAAUCCUUGCAUAUAAAGCAUGAGCAGUUGUCAGAGGAGGCAUCUACGUCCAAAAUAUUGCAGGGCCAUGAAGUCUCCCAUAGAAAUACUAGAAGCGAGGUGGCCAAUGUGGACCAAGCGAAAUCCUGUCAAACUUCAAUUUUGCAACAAUCAUCCUCUAGGCAAAUUCAUUCUUCGGCCAAGUCGAUGGUUUCUGAACUACCUAAACCCAAAUUCAGUUCGCUUGAGACUUCUUCUUCUAAAGAAAUGUUGCCUUUAUGUCGCAUGAGUAUUGAUAUAAGUCCCUCCGAAUGGGCGGCUAUACAGGCCCAGAAACAACAUCAACCGCAAUCAGCAACAAAUGAUUCUAAACAAGUAACCAUGAAAUCCAUGCCCGAAGAAGAAACUGAAGAUGAUUAUGGUGAAAUGAGCAUUUAUUACAGAAAUACUCCCAAAACGCCAAAAAUUCAAAACCAUAUAUGGGAAGUUCCCGAUGACGACCCCUUUAAAACACCUGGCAAUAGCCAAUAUAGACAUCCUGAAACCGACCUUAAUCAAACCCAAAUAGUUAUUGAAAAUAUCUGCGUCGAUCCCCAUGUCAAUCCAUUCAAUGUGGACCUGAUCAAUGCUUUCCUAGAACACAUACAAUUUACCAACUAUAUACAGGGAUUGGAAACUUGUAUGAUGGUUCGCACUAUUCGCUGCCUAAAACCAUCAAUGAAGAUACGCAUAAAUGAUCAUGAAUUUGAAGUCCUUAAAUUGAUAGGAGAAGGCGCAUAUGGUGCAGUGUUCUGUGGCAAAGAGGCUUCUACCGGUAAGAAAGUGGCCAUGAAACAGGAAAACCCUUGUAAUUUAUGGGAGUAUUACAUAUGUUUGGAGAUUCAUUCUCGCAUCAUGGUUGAGGAAAUGCUUCCUGCCUACAUGAGCAUUGACUAUGCUCUAAUCGGUAACAAUUCCAACAUAUUUAUAUCACAAUUCUCAACGUAUGGUUCUCUUAUAACCGUUUGCAAUAAAAUCAAAAAGCAUACCAUGAAAAAUGUUGAUGAAUAUGUGGUUAUGCUGUUGGUCAAUGAGCUAUUGGAAAUGAUUGAUCAUUUGCAUGCGGUCAGUGUUAUACAUGCGGAUAUAAAAGCGGAUAACAUUUUGCUAAUGAAUAAAUUGUCAUAUCCAUCCAAGACCCGUUCCAUGCAAUUGAUCGAUUUCGGUGUUUCAAUCGAUAUGAAACAGUUCAAGUCGGAUCAAACAUUCUCAUACGAGCACCAUGACAUGAGCUUUAAAUGUGUUGAAAUGCGUGAGCAUCGUCCUUGGACUUAUCAACUGGAUCUGUACGGAUUGGCUGGCGUCAUACAUGUGCUGUUAUUUGGAAAAUAUAUGGAUAUUGAUAAGAAGCCAAGUGGCAUUUGGAUGCAUAAGACACGCACCCCACGCUAUUUUAAUAAGAACCUUUGGGAUAACAUUUUCACCGCAUUACUAAACAUACGCGAUUGCAAAUCAAUGCCGAAUUUACAAAAAUUGCGAGCACUACUAAAGGAAGAAAUCGAAGAAAAGGAAAACUAUGUUUUAAAAAUGGUUCACGAGUUUAAUCGUGCAUUGAGCUAUUAGAGUUAUAUAUCUAUUUAGUUUUGGAUAGUGCAGUCAUGGGUUAUAAUUUAUUUAUUUUUGCACAACAAGAUUAAAUCUUUAAUUUGUAGCGCAUCAGCGUUCAUGUAUUGUACUAUAGUUAUAAAUUUAUUUAAAAUUUAUGUGUUGUCACCCGAGCAUAUGGUUUUUUCUAAUAGCAUAUAAAAAUAAAAGCUAUAAAAUCAA
This is a messenger RNA of Stomoxys calcitrans (stable fly), 6232 nucleotides long. RefSeq lists its product as uncharacterized. Bases 41 to 6028 code for a protein of 1995 amino acids. NCBI's taxonomy places the organism in Eukaryota, Metazoa, Arthropoda, Insecta, Diptera, Muscidae. The transcript is spliced from 6 exons. The record is from RefSeq and is a predicted model, not a curated record. Gene Ontology annotation, biological process: meiotic sister chromatid cohesion, centromeric; protein phosphorylation; mitotic spindle assembly checkpoint signaling. Gene Ontology annotation, molecular function: ATP binding; protein kinase activity.